GAAAUAAACAAGCCAAAACAUGAAUGACUUUAGCAAAUAAAAUACAAUAGAAGUGGAUUUUGGUCUAUUUUGCAGUUUCUAGGCAGUCGUUGAUCUAUCAUUCACAGAUGCCGCCAAAGAGGAAAGCAGCAGGAAAGGCCAAAGGUGCAGGAGGCAAGAAGGCAAAGGUUGAAGAGGCGCCAGCUGCUCCAAAGACAUUGAAAGAUGCAGCAGCUGCUUUAAAGGCAGUAGACAAGAAAGUGGGUGGAAAGAAAACUCACAAAGUUGAUAGCUUUGUGCCGUUUGCAUCAAAUUAUUCGGUAGUGGAUGACUUUGACUGCAUGUUAAACCAGACCAACAUUGGCCACAACAACAACAAGUUCUACGUAAUACAGAUGCUGCAAAAUGGGACAGAUUACUACAACUGGACCAGAUGGGGACGUGUUGGUGAGUCAGGCGCAAACUCUAUGAAUUUAGCAAGUACAAAAGAUGCUGCUAUCAAGGACUUCGAGAAAAAAUUCAGAGACAAAACAAAGAACAAAUGGGCAGAUCGCAAAGACUUCAAACCUUGUGCGGGAAAGUAUGCGCUCAUAGAGAUGGCCGAUGAGGAUGAGGAUGAGGUGGAUGCUCCAGUUAUGGCAGCGCCCAGUGCUGCGAAUAAAAAGGUGGCAGCACCAAAGCUGGACAGGAAUACGCAGAACCUGCUGAAGUUAAUUUUUGAUAAUGACAUGUUCAGAGAUACCAUGAAAAAGUUUGAUAUUGAUGUGAAAAAGAUGCCACUAGGAAAACUAAGCAAAGGACAGAUUGCAAAGGGCUUUGAUGUUCUUGAUGAUAUCGAGAAGGAGCUGAAUGCUAACAGAAGAAACAAGCUUGCGGAGCUUUCAUCAAAGUUUUACACAGUUAUUCCCCAUGACUUUGGCCGGAAGGUGCCCCCUGUCAUCAGCGAUCUGGAGUCACUGCGGUCUAAGAUGGAUAUGCUUUUGGUAUUGGGAGACAUUGAGGUUGCCCUGAGUCUUCAAAAAGAGAAGGAUAAGAAGAUGACAGAGACAAAGGGCGACUUGCUGCCCAAUCCUAUGGACAUUAACUACGGUCUUCUCAACUGUGAACUGGAAUACCUUGACAAGAAGUCUCCUGAGUUUAAGGUGAUAGAAACAUACACGAACAACACUGGGGGAGGUUGGCGACAGGCAAAGAUUCGCGAGGUGUUUAAGGUCUGCAGAGAUGGAGAGAGUUCCCGGUUUGCAGCCCAUGACAAGAUCACCAACCGUAAGCUACUGUGGCACGGCACAAGUGUGGCUGUGGUGGCGGCCAUCUUGAAAGGCGGACUGCGAAUCAUGCCCCACAGUGGCGGGAGAGUGGGCUCAGGAAUUUACUUUGCAUCAGAAAAUUCAAAAUCAUCCAGCUAUGUGGGGACUGUAGGCACAAAGGGCAUUAUGUUUCUUAACGAGGUCGCCCUGGGAAAGGAGCAUCAUGUGGACACGAACCAGUCGCACCUCAAGGCCGCUCCCGCUGGGUAUGAUUGUGUAAUCGCACAAGGAAACACCGAACCGGACCCGAAGAAAAACACAACACUGACAUUUGAUGGCAAGAAGGUGGUGGUCCCCCAGGGUAAGCCCAUACCCAACCCGAAAUGGGGCCACAGUCACUUUGGCCAGAGCGAGUACCUCGUGUACAAGGAGAGCCAGAAUCGCAUCAGAUACCUCCUCCUCAUGGACUUUUAAGGGAGAUAUCACUACAUUUUAGGGGAGAUAUUUCUCCUCAUGGACUUCUAUGGCAGAUAAAAUUGCAUUUAUGGGGAGAUAUUUCUCCUCAUGGACUUUUAUUAUGGCAUAUAAAAUUGCAUUAUAGGGGUGAUAUCUUCUCCUUAAGGAUUUAAAGUGAAAUACCACUACAUUUUAGGGGCAAUAUCUUUGUCUCAUGGACUCCUAAGGGAUAUACAUUUUAGGGGAGAUAUCUAAGGGAAAUACCCAUUACAUUUAAGGGGAGAUAUCUACUCAUGGGUUUCAUGAGGCAAAUACCACUACAUUUUAGUAAAGAUAUCUAUUCAUGAAUUAAUAACAGAGAUUCCACUACACUUUGUGUAAUAUUUCACUACAUUUUUUUGGAUAAUUAUAUUUUCUCUUCAUGUUUCUUUAGAUGCCAAUAUUCUUAAGGGAGAUAUCUACUCAAUGACACUAUACAAUGUUACACAUAGUUAUGUAAACCUUCAGGGCAUUUUAGUAAGAUAUCUCCCCAUUGUUAGCUGCGAGUGAUGUAUUGUUAGAGGCACUCAAUUGUUCUUGUUAUAAUAUUUUCCACAGGGUAAAACACUAUUGAUAAUUAGUCCAAUGUUGUUGUUGUAGUAGUAACGUUGACACCUAGACUCACAUGUGUGCCAUGCUAGAUUUGUAGUGAUUGUAAGGUGUAAGAGUUUAGGCUGGAGACAUGGAAUAAAGAAUGUAGAAGUUGGUAUUCAAAAACUUAUAAAAGCAUUCCUUUCAUACUUUAAUUACUUAAAGAAAUAGUUGUAAUGGUUUUCUAUUGCACUUUUUAAGGAUGCUUGUCAAGGCAUUUCUUAUCAAAUAGGUGUUUGUUAGCUCAGUAAUGGCAUUUUAUUUUAAUAUUUUGGAAUACAUGUACUUAUGUUUAGGUAGACUUUUCUGAAACAAAGAAACUAGCUGUUAUAGUUUGUUAACUACUGACUAGGUUUAUUAUAGGUGUUAUAAGACAUUGAGCCCGUUAUUUGAGAUAAAUAGUUAAUACAGUCCAAUCUUUAGUUUAUCAUUUAUGCUGUAAUUUACUGUAAGAUUCUCAUCUAUUAAAUCAUUUUGAUAAUCCGUUAUGUGAUAUUUGAUUGCGAAAUUGAGUAAUCAAAGAAACUGACUUCACAACAAUCAAGAAUUCAAAGUAUCCUUUGUUUUGAACAACUGAUAUAAAUGCUAUUGGUAGAACAUUACCUGUGUGUAUUUUUAGUUCUGAUAAACUUUUGUGUAACUAUUUUAUUUAUGCUUCUAUUUUUAUUAUUUUUUUAUAUUCAAUUUUGAGUCACUCUUACAAUUUUACCCUCUAUUGUACCCCCUAUAUUAAUACUUUUAAUAUCCUUAUAUUUUUAAAAGUUUAUUGUUAUUAUCCUUCUUUUGAGUCUAUUUAUAUGUAAUGUUGUGUUUCUUUAAGUAUUGGAUUGCAAUAAAAAAAACAAUAAUGAAUUUAAAAAAAAAAGAGUUAUAAAACCAUGAAAAUCCUGCAAAAAAAAUAUUCAUUCUUCAUCACUUCCCCAAUCAUGGCCCAUGUUAGCCUGCCGUUUUAUGAUAUUGUGUUAAUGAUAAAUGUUAGUGUUUUUUAAUAAAUGUUCGUGUUUUUUUAUUUGGUUGUUGUAAAUUGUUUACUUGCAGCUGUGUUAGCUUUCUUUUAACAAUUUUAUGAAAUAUUUUGUGGUUAAUUAUCUGUGAUACCUUUCUUUACAACUCCAAUUUUAUACAAGCUUGAAACAACUGUAUAUUCAACAUAGUUUAUGUGUGUAACUAUUCUUUUAAAUCGAACAAACAAUGUAUGCAGUGAUUUUAUAUUUUGAUGUUUUGUCUGAGAAUGCUUUUUUAUAUAUAUUAUUAUCAUCAUGCCAUUCCCUUGUUGAUUUAUCUAAUCAUUUUGAAGUCAUCUAAAUUAAUUAAAGGAAUUUAUUUUAUGUGACCAGAGAUUUUAAUUCUUUUUAACCAUGUUAUUGACUACUUGUUUACGAUUUGUUUUUAAAAUUGUUUACACCUUAGUCAACAUUAGUUCACUUACAUAAAUUGAAAGUAUGUGUAGUUCACUUAAUUUCCAUAGAGCAUUAGUAAUAAAA
This is a messenger RNA of Mya arenaria, 3796 nucleotides long. Its product is annotated as protein mono-ADP-ribosyltransferase PARP3-like. The transcript is spliced from 11 exons. The record is from RefSeq and is a predicted model, not a curated record. Bases 108 to 1700 code for a protein of 530 amino acids. Lineage: Eukaryota; Metazoa; Mollusca; Bivalvia; Myida; Myidae. Gene Ontology annotation, cellular component: site of double-strand break. Gene Ontology annotation, molecular function: NAD+ poly-ADP-ribosyltransferase activity.